CGACCAAGAGAGCCCCUCGAGAUUCCUCCAUCUCAGCAUUCUGCGCCUGGUUUACCGCUAACGAUCCAAGUUGAUCUCUUGCAGACUUUCUCACAGGAGAAACCUUUGUCGUCCCGUCCGGUACUCGAUCAUGGCGUCGCGGGAUUUAUACAAGACUAAGCUGUGCGUUCUUCAUGAAAGGGGGAAGUGCGACAGACCUAACUGCACUUUCGCGCAUGGAGAAGAGGAGCUCCGUAAAGCUCCCCCCGGAGCAACCGCGACUGCGACGCUUCAUUUUAUAUUGGGUUCUUCCGAAGUUCAGUUAUUGGCAACUUAUUUGACACCAUGUGAUCGACUCCGGAGCGUUUGUUUCCUCAAACCCUAGUUGACGAAGAUGCAUGUCUUGUGAAGUGUUGAGCAAGGUCCUUUAAAUACCUUUUCACUUCCAUCCAUUCUCAGCCAGAGCGUCUUGACGCCGGUGCACAAGUGAGUUGCCCUGCGUUUCUGUCAUUCGUUCAAUAAGAACGGCGAGCUUUCAACAAGUGAUUUAUUCGAUAUUCCUGUCCAUCUCCAUAAGGUAUUUCAGGGAAGUACUCGGGGUACAGAGGAGGGGAUCUUCGCGAUCGCAUGAGGUAUCGUUCUCCGCCUGAAGAUGGCAGACGCCGCGGACGGAGGCCUUCUCCGGUUAGGAAGCGAGGUCGCAGCAUCUCUCCAUCACCUUCAAGAGACGACUACUCUGACCGCUCAUAUGACUCUCGCUCGAGGUCGCCUUCUGAGAACAGUGAAAGGCAUCAUGGUGACCGGAAACGAGAACGGGGAAUGGACUACCGAGCAGCUGGCCCUAGUCCAGGCAGCAGGGCUAUAUCGGCCGAAAGGGUGGAACUCGAGCGUGAGAGGAAGAUGCUUCUUAAGGAUGUGGCCAUUCAAAGGGAGCAUUGCGACACACUCCAGACUCUCCUUGGUCGCAAGACCGAACUGGCGAAGGAUCUUUUUGAACAUGCAAAGCUUCUGGAGAGGGAUGUUCAAGAGAAGGAAGACCUUAUUGCCAAGGUAUCCAUCAACCUGAAGACGCUCGUUGAUGCGCAGCAGUGCGUCACGGCAGCAGAGGACGAUGUGAAAAGGUCCAAGAUUCAACUUCACAUGUUUUUGGAGGAGUUGUCUCCAGAUGACUUGGCACCUCCAAUGUCCACUGUUGCAAAUCUUGCGGAACUUCCUACAGUUCUGGAUGCUGCACCUGUUGCAGUACCAGCUUCCAUUCCCUCUGCUGCCGGCGCUGCUCUUUCACCUCUCAACCAUGACGCAUCUGGGAACAUGAGCUUAGUCCCAGCUUCACAUGUAGGAAAUGCUGAUCAGGAAGGAUUGCCCUACAGUUCUGGUCCAGUUACGGAGCAGCUGGUUACUGGUAGUCACACGCUGCCCCACACAAGGCCUCCUCCCGUCGAGAAUCAAUCCUCCGGCAAAGCUGCUUCCUCAAGGCGCCUUUCUCAAGACGAUUAUGCAAGGUCUCGUCCUGAAGACUCCAUUCAUGAGACACAGCUGCCAAUGAGGAGAAGACAUUCUCGUGAAAAUCGCCACGCUGACAACAGGUCUGAGUUUCGUGGCUCAGAACUGCGAGGUGGGCGCAGCAGGACGUCAGGCAUGCGAGAGAGAGAAUUCAAGGAUGAGGAAAUGAAUGGCCCAUCUGGCCGAGAUGUUCAUCCAGAACAUGGCGACUUCAAGCAGCCCAAAGCGAGGGCUGCCCCAGAUGAUGAUGAUGCUGAUGAGGGUGGCGAGCAGCCCGUUGCAGAUGCAGCAGAGGCUAAAGCCGGCAAGGGUAUUGUCAUGAAGUUUCGCGAAAGUGAUAAACGUGGGAAGCGUCAAAUUGGCCAGGAAAAGGAUGUGGAGAAACAGGCAAAGCAGGCUGAAGACUUUGGAAAGGGCAAGCAGAGCAGGAAUGCGGAUGCUGACAAGCCUUUGAGGACAUCUGAAGCACUCCAGAAGGUUCAGGAUGCUCCUUCUCAGCUGAAAUGGCUUAAAGAGGAAAAGGAGUCACUUGCACGCAAACCGGAGCUCACCGUUCCUGCCCAGUCAAGCAUUGUAAAAUUACCGUUUCCAGAGAAGGUGAAGCAGGGAAAGUCUAAACCAGAAGAGAAAGUGGAACAGCAGGAUCAGCAACAGCAGAUUGAGCUGCCAGAGGAGGAUGACGCACUGCAGGGGUCAAAGAAGGAAUCUGCGGCUGCUCAGAGUGCCGGGAAGCAGGAAACUGAUAAGGUGAAGCAGGAGCAGAUACAGCAACGGCAGCAGGAGCUGAUGGAGCACAUUCAAAAGCAAAUUCACCAGCGCCAGCAGGAGGAGCAGCUGCAGCACCAGCUGUUCCAGCAGCAGAUGGCAGCAGAGGAGGCUGAGAGACGGGCCAUGUAUGCAGCUCAUUACCAGCACCAGCAGCUUGAGCAGCAAUACUACCAGCAGCAGCAAGACCCUUACCUCAUGCAUGGUGAGGGGUAUCCUCCUCCCGAGCAUUACCAGAUACCCCCUGCAGAGUAUCCCAUGGAAGAGGAUGAGGCCCCUCCGGGUGUGACGCCUCAAGCUGAUGAAGGGAUGGGGCUGCCAGUGUCUCAUGAUGUUUUUGCUGUCGCUGCUCCUGUGGAGUAACUGUGCUGGCAGCUCAUGUUGCAAGUUCUCGGGGUGAACUGCUCGACUUUUUGCUGCUUCUAUCCCUUUCAAGAUCAGCUUUUGAACAGCUUUUCUACGUCUGACUGUUCUGAAGCUUGCCUCUUGGAAGCUCUGACUACUGUAUGGCUGCACUGUGGUGGUCUAGCUGCCACUUGUACCGUAGGUGGUUCUGACAUGUUUAGCCAUUGAAGCCUAUUAACUCUGAUCCCUUAUCUUUGCUCGGCUUUCCUCCACAUUGCACUGCAAU
This is a messenger RNA of Closterium sp. NIES-67, 2878 nucleotides long. The record is from the annotation of a GenBank genome assembly. NCBI's taxonomy places the organism in Eukaryota, Viridiplantae, Streptophyta, Zygnematophyceae, Desmidiales, Closteriaceae.